AGCCACGCACAUUUUCACACUUCACUCUCUCUCUCUCUCUCUCUCUCGUGCGCCGCGCCGCGCCGCGCGGCGAGGGUGGUGGUGGGUGAGCGGCGAGCCGAGCCGGGCCACGGGCGGCGCCGCGGGAGGCGUCCCGGCGAGCGGAGGGGAGGGGGGCAUCCGAGCGCUGGGGGAGGUAGCUCAGCGGGAACGGGAACGGGGCGAUCCCCCCCGGCGUUCUCCUCCCCGGUCUCUCCUGUAGCUAGCUAGCUAGCCAUGGCGGCGAAUGGCGAGGGUGGCGGCGACCCGGCGGCGCGGAGGCGGUGGGAUCUGACGAACAAGGGUGCCGAGAGCAUUCCAAUGGUGAAAGAGGCUGUGGAAAUGUCCACAGACGAAGAAUCAGACGGUGUCGUUAUAUGUCCACCAGAUGGCAACAAUGAUGAUCGAGAGGAAGCCAUUAGUAGUAAUAAUCAUGAUAAUUGCCAGGAAGGCGAAGUCACUUGUGUUAAAGACCCGGUUAUAGACAGUGAAACCCAGGAAGACAAGUGUGUGAACCAAGAUUCAGUUAAGUUGAUAGAUCAAGAGAAGUCUGGUCCACCCAAAUCACCAUCUAAACCUGGCAUUUCUGGGUCAGAUAGGUCCAAACGUACUGUUCCUCAACCAUUUGCCCUUUCUUCUCAAAGAAAAUCUCAUGGAGGAAAUAGUAAGGCGGCUCAUCCAUCUGGCAAUGGAGAAAAUUCUGGUGAUAAGAGCAACUCCUCUCCAGCAAGUUUGACAAAGAAGACUGCACCGAUUACUCCCAAGAAGAUUGCACAGCCUGAUCAUAUGCUUCACCAUCAAGAGGAGGACUCCUGCUCUGUGACUUCUUCAACCACAACUUCAACAAGAGCUGGCAAAACCAAGGCAACUGUUGGUGUUGCCCCUUCAUUUGUAUGUGCUGAUCGUGCUGACAAGAGAAAGGAGUUCUACACAAAAUUAGAAGAGAAACACAAGGCCUUGGAAGCUGAGAAGAAUGAGGCCGAGGCCCGGAAAAAGGAAGAGCAAGAAACAGCCUUAAAACAACUAAGAAAGUCCUUAGUCAUCAGGGCAAAGCCCAUGCCAAGCUUCUACCAAGAAGGACCUCCUCCAAAGGCUGAACUUAAGAAGGUCCCUCCAACUCGUGCUAAAUCACCAAAGUUUACAAGGAGGAGGAGCUGCAGUGAUGCACCGCCGACGCCAGAGGCAGCAAAUACCACCGCAGCAUCUAGUCGAUCACAUCGUCACAGCAUUGCGAACCCUAAAGAUGCUAACAGAGUACAAUGCUCACCAAAAAAUGGCGUCGCUGCCAAAACUAGAGCUGUCAAACCUGUGAGCUGAAGGCCCUCUGGAGAUUCUAGAUCAGCCAAGUGUUGCGAAUGUCGCUGUACAAACCUAACUUUAGCCGUCUCUCGGUUUCAUGGCAUUUUGCAUUUGAUUUAUACUUCCUGUCACCAAAAGAAGGCCACAGUGCCGAGGCCGGUGUGCUUGCAGCUGAACCCUUUCAUUUCUUUUCUUCUUUUCGCGUUGCUGUGUAAGAACUCUGUUGCUGGGACCAUGUACUGUGUUCCUUGUUGUAAAUGGUCGAGGGUUUCUGUCAGAACUCAGAAGGAAGACACUCUGCCCUUUUAAAGCCCUUGAUGAACCGUUGCAAUGUUUUGCUUGAUAUUUA
This is a messenger RNA of Oryza sativa Japonica Group (Japanese rice), 1666 nucleotides long. RefSeq names its product protein WVD2-like 2. The record is from RefSeq and is a predicted model, not a curated record. Gene Ontology annotation, molecular function: microtubule binding. Gene Ontology annotation, biological process: microtubule cytoskeleton organization. Lineage: Eukaryota; Viridiplantae; Streptophyta; Magnoliopsida; Poales; Poaceae.